Messenger RNA from Rotaria socialis, 1269 nucleotides. NCBI's taxonomy places the organism in Eukaryota, Metazoa, Rotifera, Eurotatoria, Philodinida, Philodinidae. The record is from the annotation of a GenBank genome assembly.
AUGUUCUUCAAACGUAGUUUCUUUUUAAAAUGGGCAUCGAUUGCAGUCGCGUAUAUGUGUAUUUUUAUACUCAGUUAUGAAUUCGGAGUAACAAGAAGAUAUAUUCAUGCGGAAGAAGUAACGACGGAACCGCAACAUUUAAUAAUCAACCGACUCUUUCAUGAUCACGCAGAAUAUUUUAAUUCAUCUAUGAUCUUGAAAAUGAUUAAUAAGGAAUUGAAGCAUGCAUUACCGUUCGAAAUCGAUAGCACUAGUAGUAAUAGAAGUUCAAUCAUUCGUCAUGGUCUUGUUGUUUUCUACGAUUUUUCAUAUCAUCAUUUACUUUUUCAACAAUUUCUAUGGUUAUAUUCAUCGUGGACACAAUUACGUCCACAUGGCCAUACACAAAAUGAUCUUAUUCUAUUCGUUUCUUCAUCAACUAUUCCUGAUGAUUUCAAAAAACUUGAAAAUAUGACAAUACAUCUAAAUCAUAAAAAUCAAUUUAUUAUUUAUUCAUGUACAACAUUACUUGAUUCACUAGUAAAUCAAAAUUACGAUCUAUUAAAUGAUUAUCCACUCAAUUUUCGUAUGGAACUUGAACGGUUAUUUUAUUGGCAACAAACACGUCUUUCAACAUUACUAUUAUUUCUUAUUCAUGAAUAUACACAGAAAUUAUUAAAAUAUGAUUAUAUAUUUCGUUUAGAUAUUGAUUCAUUUUUAAUGCCAGAGUUUCGUUCUUAUCAACAAACAUCAUCGGUUGUCCUCGGCGAAACAAUUCGUCAAGAUGAAUAUACAUUAAAUAGGUUAGAUCGAAUAAGAAAAUCUUUUUAUUCAAAAUCAAAAGCUAAAAUAAUGAAACAAUUCAUAACAAUCAAUUGGUUCGGUCGACUAAAUGUAUUGACAAAAUUAACACGCCAAACAAUUCUAAUGGCGUUAUGGUUGAUGAAAGAAGAAUUUACAGAGUCUGAACGCUUACAUCACUUAACUUAUUUAAAUUAUCCAUCAUGGUAUAUUGAUGGUAUAUUUGAAUAUGCAACAGCUAUUGUACUUUCGCUUAAUCAAUAUGAAAAAUUUCAUCAUAAAAUACUUCAUCGAUUUGAUUGUCAUCAUACGCUAACAAAUUGUCUUCAUAUAUCUUUUCGUGAUCCGUCGCAUCAUUUACAUUUGUCAAAACAUUCACUUCAAUUAUUAGCAAAUAUUAAUCAAAGUAAUUUAACAAAUAAUGAAUUAUAUAUUUAUAGAACUGUAAUUAAAGCAAAUGGACUAUUUCGAUUGUAUUUUUCCUCGUGA